CCCUCGAACCAUCCAUUUACACGUCUCUCGAUGUCCAACGCCAGGAUUUAAUUAAAAAAACAACUGUCAACUUUGGCGCCAAAAAUUGACAGUUAUGAGAGUUUAGUGACGGGGCAAAGAGACGGAACUGUGAUUUUGGAAUCAUGUGUUAAGUGAUCGAGUGACGAUUCAAGAUGGCGACGCCUCCGGAGUCCCCUGUAGAGGAGCAUGCGUACGAGUUGGAGCCGAGUCGGACGCCGAAGCCGAUUCCUGUCGCCUUGGAGGAGCUGUGUAGACAGACAAAGUUUUCCAAACAGGAAAUCAGAGUUAUGUACAGGGGAUUUAAAACGGAGUGUCCAGAGGGAGUGGUCCAGGAAGAAUCCUUCAAGGACAUCUACGCGAAAUUCUUCCCCCACGGGAACUCAGCGCUCUACGCCCACUAUGUGUUCAAGGCCUUCGACGUCAACUGCAGUGGCGCCAUCAGCUUUAGGGAGCUUCUAGUGACGCUUUCAACUCUCCUUCGGGGGUCAGUCUACGAGCGCCUCCGCUGGGCCUUCAGGCUCUACGACGUCGAUGGAGACGGUGCUAUAACCAGGCAGGAACUGGCAGAGGUGGUGGUGGCUGUGCAUGAGCUGUUGGGGAGACGAGCGCCGCCUGGGUCACCAGCUGCGAGACUGGACGACGCUAAGGCUAACGAACAGGUGGACCGCGUGUUCAGGAAGCUUGACUUGAACCAGGACGGCGUGAUCACCAUCGAGGAGUUCCUGGAGUCGUGCCUGAAAGAUGACGUCAUCACUCGCUCGCUCCAGAUGUUCGACACGGCACUAUGACGUCAAUCCGACGCAGCGCGCUCGCAACUUGCCGCCAGGACUGAAGCUAAGCGUGAAAGCCCGUCACUCCGCGUGAUCCGUUACUGCCACUGCGCGCGCGCCGACGCCGGCUUC
Molecule: messenger RNA, 923 nt
Organism: Ostrinia nubilalis (European corn borer)
Lineage: Eukaryota; Metazoa; Arthropoda; Insecta; Lepidoptera; Crambidae
Product: Kv channel-interacting protein 1
Exons: 6
Coding region: 174-809 (211 amino acids)
Molecular function (GO): calcium ion binding
Source: RefSeq, a predicted model, not a curated record